Molecule: messenger RNA, 774 nt
Organism: Apodemus sylvaticus (European woodmouse)
Lineage: Eukaryota; Metazoa; Chordata; Mammalia; Rodentia; Muridae
Product: keratin-associated protein 10-3-like
Exons: 2
Coding region: 1-774 (257 amino acids)
Cellular component (GO): keratin filament
Source: RefSeq, a predicted model, not a curated record
AUGGCCACCUCCACCAUGUCUGUCUGCUCUGACGCCUGCACUGAGUCCUCCUGGCAGGUAGAGGACUGCCCAGAGAGCUGCUGUGAGCCCUCCUGCUGUGUCCCCAGCUGUGGCCACUGCUGUGCCCCAGCCCCCUGCCUGACCCUCGUCUGCACCCCAGUGAGCUGUGUGUCCAGCCCCUGCUGCCAAUCCUCCUGCUGCACACCCUCAUGCUGCCAGCAGUCUAGCUGCCAGCCAGCGUGCUGCACCUGCUCCCCCUGCCAGCAGCCCUGCUGUGUGACCCUUUGCUGCAAGCCUGUCUGCUGCACACCCAUCUGCUCUGGAUCAUGCUGCCAGCAGUCUAGCUGCCAGUCCUCAUGCUGUCAAUCCCCCUGCUGUGUGCCUGUCUGCUGCAAGCCUGUCUGCUGCACCCCCAUCUGCUCUGGAUCAUGCUGCCAGCAGUCUAGCUGCCAGCCCUCCUGCUGUCAACCCCCCUGCUGUGUGCCUGUCUGCUGCAAGCCUGUGUGCUGCACACCCAUCUGCUCUGGCCCCUCCUCCUGCUGCCAGUCUUCCUGCUGUGCUCCUGUGUGCUGCAAGCCUGUGUGCUGCAAGCCCUGCUCCAGUGUGUCCCUGCUGUGCCGCCCUGUGUGCAGACCUGCCUGCUGUGUGCCCACCUCCUCCUGCUGUGCCUCCUCCUGCCAGCCCAGCUGCUGUCGCCCAGCCUCCUGUGUGUCCCUGCUGUGCCGCCCUGCCUGCUCCAGACAGGCCUGCUGUGGCCAGAAGUCCAGCUGCUGA